CGGUAAAGUCGAGACGCAGUCGUUCCUCAUACUGAACAUGUGUUUAUGAGUGUGAAGAACCAAGAACGCAUUACAUGCGACCACAGUCAUGACACACUCACCGCCGAGGAUUAUCCUGUUAUUCAGUGGGAAGCGGAAGUCAGGGAAGGAUUAUGUGGCCGAUUUGAUUCAGCACAGGCUGACUGCAGAGAUGUGCUGUAUACUCCGACUGUCUGCGCCACUCAAACAGCAGUAUGCACAGGAUCAUGAUCUGGACUACGAGGAGCUGCUGGGCUGUGGUCAGUAUAAGGAGAGGCAUCGGGUGGAGAUGAUCCGCUGGGGAGAGAUGAGGAGACAGCAGGACUCGGGCUUCUUCUGCCGGCUGGCCGUCCAACGUGCCACGCGACCCGUCUGGAUCGUCAGCGACUGCAGGAGGAGAUCGGAUGUAGAGUGGUUCCGGCAGGAGUUUCCCGACCGGUGUGUGUGUGUGCGUGUGGAGGCGUCAGAGGAGACCAGAUCACAGCGGGGCUGGAGGUUCACCACAGGUGUGGACGACGCCGAGUCCGAGUGCGGUCUGGACGAGGGAGUGGAGUUCGACUGGAUCCUGCAGAACAACGGAGAACACGAGCGCCUGGAGAAACAGCUGGACGAGCUUCUGUCGGCGCUCACUAGAUGAUGAACACGCUCCGGAAACAGCAAUAUCUGACCAUAAACAACAUAUCUGACCAUAAUCAACAUAUCUGACCAUAAACUGCAGAAUCUGACCAUAAACCUCAAUAUCUGACCAUAAUCAACAUAUCUGACCAUAAACUGCAGAAUCUGACCAUAAACAACAUAGAAUAUGACCAUAAACAUCAAUAUCUGACCAUAAACAACAUAUCUAACCAUAAACCUCAGAAUCUGACAAUAAACCGCAAUAUCUGACCAUAAACCGCAUAAUCUGACCAUAAACAUCAAUAUCUGACCAUAAACUGCAGAAUCUGACCAUAAUCAACAUAUCUGACCAUAAACAUCAAUAUCUGACCAUAAACUGCAGAAUCUGACCAUAAUCAACAUAUCUGACCAUAAACAUCAAUAUCUGACCAUAAACUGCAGAAUCUGACCAUAAACCUCAAUAUCUGACCAUAAACCGCAGAAUCUGACCAUAAUCAACAUAUCUGACCAUAAACAUCAAUAUCUGACCAUAAAUCUCAGUAUCUGACCAUAAUCAACAUAUCUGACCAUAAUCAACAUAUCUGACCAUAAACCUCAAUAUCUGACCAUAAACCACAGAAUCUGACCAUAAUCAACAUAUCUGACCAUAAACCUCAAUAUCUGACCAUAAAUCUCAGUAUCUGACCAUAAACCACAGAAUCUGACCAUAAUCAACAUAUCUGACCAUAAACAUCAAUAUCUGACCAUAAAUCUCAGUAUCUGACCAUAAUCAGCACUUCUGCUCCUCAUCUGCUCACUUUACUGGCUUCCAGAGGACAGUCGGGGACAUAAUACAUGAACUGAUGAUGCAAACUUCAUAGAAGACACAUUUUGUUGUAAAGAUAAUAUUUUCAUUAUUCAGUUGUUAAUAUAAAGGGAAGGUCUCUAAAGAUUCCUCAUAUUGUUCUCUCACAGUUCUGUUCAGAGGUUUUAUUGCAAAUGUGCUGUAAAACAUCCUCUAGAUUGUACCGUUGUUCUGUAUUUUCUGUGUAAAAAAUCCCAUGCAUUUACAUACAGUGAAUAAAUAAAAGAGUGAGAGCAAUAUUACAGGAAUAGUUUGCCCAAAAUAAUAAUCCUGUCAUUUAAAAACCCACAAACAAAUUCCGGAUCCUCUGAAGCUAUUUCCAUAUCAAAUGAUUUAUUCAUUACUUUCGUCAGAACGAGGACCGUGUACAUGAUGCUCUUUGUUUUAACGUGCGCAAGGGUGACAUUUCAAUGCAUAACAACCUCAAUUUGAAUAAAGUACACUAAAAGGUCUUAAA
Molecule: messenger RNA, 1934 nt
Organism: Pimephales promelas (fathead minnow)
Lineage: Eukaryota; Metazoa; Chordata; Actinopteri; Cypriniformes; Leuciscidae
Gene: pmvk
Product: phosphomevalonate kinase
Biological process (GO): cholesterol biosynthetic process; isopentenyl diphosphate biosynthetic process, mevalonate pathway
Cellular component (GO): cytoplasm
Molecular function (GO): phosphomevalonate kinase activity
Source: RefSeq, a predicted model, not a curated record